AUGGUGACUCAAUGUGAGACUUUAAUCUUCUUCGAUUUGGAAACAACUGGACUGAUAACACAACUAGACAGGAAUGAUCCUAGAAAUCCACCGUUUGCUCGGCCUGGCGAUAAUCGAGAUGUACAAAAAAUAUUUGAUGCUUAUGAUAAAGGUAUAGUACUGUUUAGAAGCUGUUUCCUUUGGCCAAUUUUGGUAUAUGUAUUUGUAAUGCUUUAAUUGUUUUUGUAUAUGCUUUCAAUGAUCUUUUUCAGUGGAUAAAGCCGGAGAAACGAAACUCCCUAAAAUAAUCGAAUUGUCAAUGGUCGCCGUGCCGAGAAUACAAUUUGAGAAGCAUAUAACUUAUCUGGAUCAGAAUCACAAGUCAGAGAAUAAAGAUUUUAGGUUGGAAUCGGUGCCAUCUAAUGUUUUGACACUUCAGAUUAAUCCUGAUUUUAAACAAGAAGAAUGGAAUGAAUAUAACCAAAAAGAACAGUGGAAAUGUAAGCUUUAAUAUUAUUGUUUGAUUUUUAGGUACGAAAAAGUUUUGUGAUGAGCAACACAGAUUUACUUGGCGAUUGUUGAACUUAUAGUAAGCACAGACAUAUAGCCAUAUCAGUGGACAAUCUAGGUUUUUAUUAAUCUUGAAUAAACUAUUUUUAUCCCAUAUACAAUCUUGUUUUAGAUUCCAACCUAAAGAAGGAAGAUUUAAUAGGAAAACUAACCUUUAAACAAAGCUGGCCAAUAAUAAACGCCUACUUGGAUGCACUACCAGGGCCAGUAGCACUAAUUGCUCAUAAUGGAUUCAAUUUUGAUUACCGAGUAUUACUAGCAGAAUUACGACGAAAUAACUUAACAUCUACAGUAUUCAAUGAGAAAGUACUCUUCUUGGAUACCUAUCUAGCAUUUAAGGACAUAGAAAAAGCGCAUCAUGACUUGAUUAAAGUUGUCAUACAGUCUGUUAAUUGGGCUGAAAGUAAAUUUUUUAUUUUUAUUGAAGGUUUUAGGUACAAACAUGUCUUAUACUGCUUUUGAUACGAUUAUACUUGUUUUUUUUCUCUAAAAAGUCGAAAGGCUUUUGAAAGUAUUAACUGUGAAAAUAUAAGGAUAACGAAACUAUCAACUAUGUUAAUAUACACAAACAUAACAUUUUAGUAAGCAAUUACAUAAAAUCAGUACCAGUACCAUUAGCACAAGACGAAACCAUGAGAUCGGAUGAUUUGGAAGAACAACAAGAACCAAUGCCUAUUGAUAAGGACGGAAGAAAUGGUAAAAAUAGUAAACGUCAGAACAGUAUAGAAGACUUCUUGGAUGAAGCUGAUAUCGAACCAAAGGAAACAUCGGUCCUAAAACGACCAGCUCGAGCUGACAUCUUUCAAACUCCGACAAAACAGAAAGUGCCAGAGAAUAACGGGUGGAAGACUGCGCCUUCUAAGUUGACGUAGGUUGUUUGAUAGCUAAUAUAUUGGUAUAUGGAAGCUGUAGAUAAGAAGGUAGAAUCUGGUUUGUAAAAUGAAUUAUGAGUUAAAUUUAGCUUGUAUUUGGUACUGUCAGUGCUGAUCAAUGCGAAACUUUUGAAAUUUAUUGUUUAAGGAUUUCAAAAAAUUUUGAAUUUCGUUUUUAGUGUUUUUGCUACGAAUGUUGUAGAUGAAGGAAUUUAUAAAGUAAUUUUUGUCAUAGAAAUAAUGUUUCUUAUUUCAGAUUGAACCGCGGAUUCCUGGAGAAAUCGAACAUAAUGAAUCCGCUACGCUUCAUGAAGCACAGCGAAUGGAGUCCAGCCAAAAUUCAUCGAAUUAAGGACGAGCUGUUUGAGUAAGUAUACAUAAGUAUAUAACUCUAUAAGGCUUAUGUAUAGUUAAAACGCGUAUUUAUAUAUUUUUUAUUGUAAAAUACGACUUUCACUCUUCUUCUUAUUUUCUAUGGUACUUCUAACGUACAAUGUUACUAAUGACAUCAAAUUCCAGAAGAAAAUCGGAUGGAUCCUGGUCGUUCCACGGUCACAAUGCGGAACGCUACUUCUUUGCCCCAGGCCAAUUCAAGCUAGGUAACAUUUACAGAAGUAUUUACAACCAAUCUUUUGCUGAACAUCAUGCUCAAGAUGAUUGUUUUGCUCUACUUCAUAUAUGUCUAGCCUAUGGUAAAGACUUUUUGGUCUAUGCUGAUAAAAAGGCUGUGCCUCUAACUCAAUAUUAUGGUAACUCACUUUAA
Molecule: messenger RNA, 2184 nt
Organism: Bursaphelenchus okinawaensis
Lineage: Eukaryota; Metazoa; Nematoda; Chromadorea; Rhabditida; Aphelenchoididae
Source: the annotation of a GenBank genome assembly